AUGUCUUCUUCUAAGGACAUCAGCUCCGCCAAUUCGGAGAGCCCUUAUUCAAAUAAAGAAUAUAUCGAUAAAGAUCAAUUCAAAAAUGAUGCUGAAGAUUUCGAAGUUGGAUCUGUCGAACAAGAAGUCAAGCGUGAUUUGAACCCUAGAGUGGUUUCUAUGAUGGCUUUAGGUGGUACUAUUGGUACCGGUUUGUUCAUUGGUAUUGCUACUCCUAUUUCUGUCGCCGGUCCUGUCAAUUCUCUUAUUGCUUACAUCUUUGUUGGUACAAUCGUUUACGGUGUCACUCAGUCCUUAGGUGAAAUGGCUACUUAUAUACCAUGCCCUGCCUCAUUUACUGUCUACAACCAACGUAUGCUUUCUAGCUCUCUUGGUUUCAGUGCUGGUUACAUUUACUGGUUUAGUUGGGUGACCACUUUGGCAGUUGAACUUUCUGUCGUUGGCCAAGUCAUUGAAUAUUGGACUUUUGCCGUGCCACUUUGGGCAUGGAUUUUGAUUUUCUGGGUGAUUCUUACCGCAAUCAAUCUUUUCCCGGUCAAGUAUUAUGGUGAAGUUGAAUUCUGGGUUGCCUGCGUUAAGGUCGUUGCUAUUGUAGGGUUCCUCAUUUAUGCGCUUUGUAUGGUCUGUGGUGCAGGGAAAACCGGUCCAGUUGGCUUCAGAUACUGGAGAAACCCAGGUCCUUGGGGCCCAGGGAAAACCCCAACCAAGAGAUUUUUGGGAUGGGUCGAUUCCCUUAUCAAUGCUAUUUUCACAUACCAAGGUACUGAAUUAGUAGGUAUCACUGCUGGUGAGGCUAAAAACCCAAAGAAGGCUGUUCCAAAGGCCAUCAGAUCAGUGUUUUACAGAAUCCUCAUCUUCUAUAUCGGAUCUCUUUUCUUCCUUGGUUUGCUCGUUCCUUACAACGACCCAAAACUCAGUUCUACCACUUCUUACAUUGCAUCCUCCCCAUUUGUGAUUGCCAUUUCAAACUCUGGUACCAAAGCUCUUCCAGGAAUUUUCAAUGCUGUGAUUCUCACCACAAUCAUUUCUGCAGGUAACUCCAAUAUUUACACCGCUUCCCGUAUUCUUUACGGUCUUGCUCAAAACGGCUCCUCUUUAAAAUUUUUCACCAAGGUCACCAAAGGUGGGGUUCCUUAUAACGCCGUCAUUUUCUCAUCAUUAUUUGGCUCACUUGCCUUCCUUUCAUGCUCCACUGCUGGUGCCGAGGCCUUCAACUGGUUGAUUCAAAUUACUGCUGUUGCUGGCCUUUUUGCAUGGUUAGGUAUAUCCCUUUGCCAUAUUAGAUUCAUGAAUGCUCUAAAAUUGAAGAAUAUCAGCAGAGACGAUUUGCCAUUCAAAGCUGUUGGUAUGCCAUGGAUGGCCAUCUAUGCUGCGUUUUGGGUCUUCAUCUUAAUUUUCAUCCAAGGUUAUUCGGUAUUUUUGGACUUUGAUGUCAAAACUUUUUUCAUCAAUUAUAUUUCUGUUAUCAUCUUCGUUGUCGUUUGGCUUGGUCAUCAAUUUAUUGUUAGAGACAAAUGGUGGAUUCCACUUGAAGAAGUUGAUAUUACUACUGGUGUCAGAGAUGCAUACGAGGAUGCUAUGUGGGAAAAAGAAGAAGAAGAAGCGAAGCAGGAUGCUAGUGCCUUGUCCCGUUUCAUUGACAAGGUUCUUUGA
This is a messenger RNA of Saccharomycopsis crataegensis, 1653 nucleotides long. RefSeq names its product arginine permease CAN1 (gene CAN1). The transcript has a single exon. The record is from RefSeq and is a predicted model, not a curated record. Gene Ontology annotation, cellular component: membrane. Gene Ontology annotation, molecular function: amino acid transmembrane transporter activity. Lineage: Eukaryota; Fungi; Ascomycota; Saccharomycetes; Ascoideales; Saccharomycopsidaceae. Gene Ontology annotation, biological process: amino acid transmembrane transport. Bases 1 to 1653 code for a protein of 550 amino acids.